AACAGGGCUUCCAAACCACGUUUGCAGGCGGGCCCACCUGCAGAUCGACCAUCCUCAAGCUCCGAAAUCGCAAAACACCUCCUCGCCUCCAAAUCUCCAAUCGAUCAGACAAGCCACGAAAACCCUAGCCUUGUCCUGCCGCGAUCGCCGUCGUGUCGGCGCGUCGGACCCCCGCCCCCGUUUCCCCGAUUCGUUCUUGGUCUAGUUUGCUGAGUGAGCUGCAGCGAUGGCCGCGAAAGGUCAGCCGGUGAAUGUGCAGAAGGAGCAGGUGAAUAUGCAGAAGGAGCAGAUGUUUGGAUUGGCAGAGAAAGAGAUGGAAUAUAGGGUGGAUCUUUUCAAUCGGCUUACACAAACAUGUUUCAGCAAGUGCAUUGAGAAAAGGCAUAAAGAAGCUGAACUAAAUAUGGGUGAGAAUAGCUGCAUUGAUCGAUGUGCUUCGAAGUAUUGGCAGGUGACUAAUUUAGUUGGACAGCUCCUUGGAAAUCAGCCUCAAAUGUGAGCUUAGAGAUGCAAUUGCUCUUAUUGGUAGUAGAACAUCAUUGUCUUCCUUUUUUGGCAUGGUAGUUCGGCAAAUUAUUGAGCACAAUGAGAGGAGAAAAUUGUCAGUUCCUCCCAUUUGUAUCUUUGACAUGAGUCUGCUUGACCAACACAUAAUGUUUGAGAUACAUUCCAACCUGUAUCAGUACUUUCAGCUUGCAGAAAGGCGGCAUCUGUUGGCUGCUGUCAUUUUUUGGUUGGUGAGCUAUAAAACAAUACAGAGAUGGAAGUUUGCCUGCAUCGCUCGCUUGUUUGAUACAAUUGAGGACUUUUUUUUUCCUGGUUGUUUCCUUCUUGUUUCUGGAUAAAUGUACAUGAGAUGUAGAUUCAUCUU
Messenger RNA from Oryza sativa Japonica Group (Japanese rice), 871 nucleotides. Its product is annotated as mitochondrial import inner membrane translocase subunit TIM10. Gene Ontology annotation, biological process: protein insertion into mitochondrial inner membrane. NCBI's taxonomy places the organism in Eukaryota, Viridiplantae, Streptophyta, Magnoliopsida, Poales, Poaceae. Gene Ontology annotation, cellular component: mitochondrial inner membrane. The record is from RefSeq and is a predicted model, not a curated record.